Messenger RNA from Vigna unguiculata (cowpea), 1092 nucleotides. RefSeq lists its product as uncharacterized. NCBI's taxonomy places the organism in Eukaryota, Viridiplantae, Streptophyta, Magnoliopsida, Fabales, Fabaceae. The record is from RefSeq and is a predicted model, not a curated record.
UGAAAGCUAGGCAUUAUAAAUAAUGUGAUUAUGCAUCAACUUGUGACUCAAGCCUUCAACAUUUCUCCUUUUAGCUUCCAUUACUUGUUUUAACGAUGAGAAAGGGUUCUUCUCUCUACUCUGCACUCUUGUGCUUCUGCUUGUUGCUACUUGCCAACUUAGGUUCUGUUCUUUCCAUAUCUCAAAUUUCAGGCAAUGAAGUGAACAAGGAUGGGAAGGUUGUGAAUGAAGAAUUAGGAAAAGUAAAUGUAGAAGGAGACGAUGAAGAAUCAAAGUUCAAAGGGUUGUUUCCUAAACCAAUUCCAUUUGCUAAACCUAUUCCAAAGCCAGUUCCUCUCAUUAAACCUAUUCCUAUUCCAUUUUACAAGAAACCUACACCAAAACCAAUUCCAGAUAUUAAGCCAAUUCCCAGUGAAGAAGCAAAAUUCAAAGGUAUUUUCCCAAAACCUAUUCCCAUAGUUAAGCCAGUACCAAAGAUAAUUCCUGUUGUUAAGCCAAUUCCUAUUCUUAAACCUGUUCCAAAGAUAAUUCCUAUUGUUAAACCAAUUCCUAUUCUUAAACCUGUUCCAAAGGUAGUUCCCAUUGUUAAGCCAAUUCCUAUUAUUAAACCUGUUCCAAAGGUAGUUCCCAUUGUUAAGCCAAUUCCUAUUCUUAAACCUGUUCCAAAGCCAAUUGUUAAGCCAAUUCCUGUCCUUAAACCUGUUCCGGAACCAUUUGUUAAGCCAAUUCCUAAACCAUUUGCUGUGAAAAACCCUAUUCCUACCAUUGAGUCAGAGGAAUUCUUAAAACCAAAGCCUUUUUUCAAGAAGUCUAUUCCUAAACUACCAUUUUAUCCCAAAUUCAAGAAACCAUUUCUACCCAAAUUGCCUAUUCAGAAGCCAAUUCCAUCUCCUUAAAAUGAGAACACUCUACCUCUUCAAAAUAUAAGGAUAAUGGUUUUAUAUAUGUGACACCAUGUUUGAUUCAACCUCAAUCAUAAUUUGGAUAAUCCUUUGGUACCCGUCUUGUGUACUCGAUUCCAAAUAUAUAUGUACUUGAUGUUUUUCAUUAAUGAAAUUCUCCAUAUUAUGUUAAAAUAACAAAUGUUACUUA